AUGCCCGCAUUGCUCUUGAACCUUGCUAACUUAGCAAUAACUCUAGCCAAGGAAAUCACGCCUUCUGCCGCCGACAAGUCGCAGCCAACGUUUCAGUACGUUGGCUGGUCAGCUUUGAAAUUUCCAUUGUUCUGUUGUGCGGCCGAUUGCACCUCGUCACAUUUAAUGGCGAAUCCUCCCACCGCUCCUCGCCCCUACAGUGAGGGGCCGGACCCAAAAGAUACCGCUCAUUGAUGGAUGUACAUAAGACUACGCACCCCGUGUUUUCCAGGCGCUUCUUCUUCUUAAACGCCGAACUUAUGUGAUAAUAUCAUUGAAUUUGUUCUUACCAAGACUUUGUUAACAUCAGCUUCUGUUAUUGCACAUUAACAUAACCUUUGACACUUGGAUAUUCAUUUCCUUAGACACAUCGGCUCCCAGCCGACUGUGGCCGACG
Messenger RNA from Talaromyces stipitatus ATCC 10500, 436 nucleotides. RefSeq lists its product as uncharacterized. The record is from RefSeq and is a predicted model, not a curated record. NCBI's taxonomy places the organism in Eukaryota, Fungi, Ascomycota, Eurotiomycetes, Eurotiales, Trichocomaceae. Bases 1 to 234 code for a protein of 77 amino acids. The transcript is spliced from 2 exons.